GGUGUCUUAUUUACACGGAACAAAGCUGUUUUUGCCCAUUAGUCCUCUUACCGUUUGCAGUUACUUGGCACUCGGUGGCAGUAGCGUUAAGCAGAUUUCAUCGUCAGCCGAAGAUCCACAACGGUUUAGUUUCGUUCUUGAGGUUUGUUAUGUUUUCGAAAGCUGGAGACUUUUUGAGAAGACAUCGGAGAAAGUUUCUCAUUGGCGGAGUUGUCGCCGGUGGGAUAUACGUGACGCACAGGUAUCUCCGUUAUCGUCUUGAGCAAUGGCAAGCGGCCCAAAUGCAAAAAAUGUUAGAGCAGUCGAGACGAGAACAGCACUUCGAAUUGAUUCAGUCGACCACCGAUUCCACAGUAUUUAGCUGCGUGCAUCGACUACGUAAGACGCUCGACCAGGCUUUAAACAUUGAAGAGCUUCUUGAAAAGGUCCGUAGCAAGCCUGAGAACCGAAUCGAAUUAUGGGAGGAGAUUAAAAUUCGGCUAAUUACCUAUGGAGUUGUAUCGGUCUAUGCAGAAAGCCUGCUUAUCUGCGCUCUCAGGAUCCAACUUGGAAUCAUCGGUGGUCAGGUUUGCACUAACUCCCGUCCGUCGAAGAUGAACAAAAUUGAGGUACAUAAAAAGUACCUUGAAAUGACACAGCACUUUCUUAAUCAAGGUGUACUUGAUCUUGUUCGUGAAGUCAAGACCGUCGUAGUGAAAGCUUUUGAACAUAUUGAACUUAAGCAGACUGUUACACCGGACGAUUUUCUGCUCGCCUACAAUUUCGUCCGACAGAACGUGAAAGUUAUUGAGGAUGCGCCAACCUAUCUUAUUCAUGAGAGCUGGAAACUGACGUGCACAAAUCCCGACUUCCCAGACUUUGAGGUUCUGAACCAGAUGCUUGCUGAGACUAAAGAUAUUUUGCAGUGUUUCGAUUGCCUGGCUUUGUUGGAAAGCCUUGUCGAUCACGGCUUCCGCGAUUUACAGGAGCUGGUUAGGAGGAGCUUCGUGUUUCUCGGCCUCGAGCAGUGUCCCAUGGUGAAGGUGUUACCAGCACUUAAAACACAAACAGAGAAUCGUGGAGAGGUAUUCGUCAGAGACAGACUUAAAAGUGACUCAUCAAUUAAUUUUCUGGCCAAUGUAUAUGAAGCAUUUUGCAAUGAGCCUCCAAAGUAGUUUGAUAUGACGGUGUUCAUUUUUUUCCUCACGGAACUGGUCAGCAUAACUAAUUAUUACUUAACAGCAUUCUAUUAAUCGAAACAAACGAAACAGUUCGAAAAAUAUUACAGCUAUUAACGAGAACCACAGUAUUCCCGAACGUCGUUGGGAUAAUUGCACCUUGAAGAAGCUGUAUAUCUACGAAAUCGCAAAAAAUACAACUUGUUUCUGUAUAUACGACUAUUUGGGUCAAGUGAGAUAUAUCUACAUAUUUUGUGUUGGCUUUUUCCUAUGAGAUGAUAAUGCGGCGUUACCGUUACCCUACUAAUUUACAGUUCUUAUUAAUCUUUUAUUGCUACGGAGAUCCAAGAAGUACGUAAGGGUAGCCUCAAACGAAACAGACGAGCAAAUACAACAGGAGCUGCAGCUAUUUUUUUCUAUUCUAACAGUAAAGUAACAUUUUACUUGUCAUUAUGAGACUUGCACUCUAUCCUAAAAUAUUUCUUGUUAUUGCGGGGCUUUUUCUAGCGUUCUAAAUAGAGCGCUCCUUUGUAGUACUCAGUUAAUUCAUUAUGAGUUAUACCUCAAGGAAAGAAUUUUUUAACGCGUACCGAGUUUCUUUUUAUUUAUGUUAGCAUUACCACCUUUAUAAGGUAUUUGAUAUUUAGCAAUCACAAAUUUUGAACCCGAUUCUAUAAUAUAAUGACUGCCCACCCUAAUGCCGCACCCUUAUCAAGGCCAUUUUUAGUGCUCAAAUUGACCAUUUUGACGAAAAGUUACAAUAAGCAGAAUGGAUUUGUUAAAGAUGACUGCCAAGAUUCUAGUGUUACAGAAGUUUAACAGUGAGUAUCCAUUUUCUAAAUAAGCCGGGCACCGCCGAUACCAGCUGAGAAUUAAAUAGGAUAAAAAACGUGUAAGCGUUUCUGAAGGCCUUAAUCCUAUUCGUAGUCUACCGACCUUUAUCGUGAAGUUACGCAUACUUUCCUUACAUAGUUGCAUAAUUAUACAAAUGAUGUAUCAGUACAAUAAUAUUGGAAAGUUAGAGGUAGCCUAUGUGACGGUUUUACAUUCCAAAAGUUUUACAUUUUAAAGAACAGAGUUUCAUUUGAUUCUGGCCAGAGAUGACUGCAAACGACAAUAUAAUAAAGAAAUAUGUAAGACUAAUAGAACUUACUUCACAUUGUAGCAUACAUUUUUAUAAACUUAAUCGAUAAUAAAUAAACCAUAGGUUGAAC
Molecule: messenger RNA, 2371 nt
Organism: Varroa destructor (honeybee mite)
Lineage: Eukaryota; Metazoa; Arthropoda; Arachnida; Mesostigmata; Varroidae
Gene: Pex3
Product: peroxisomal biogenesis factor 3
Biological process (GO): protein import into peroxisome membrane
Cellular component (GO): peroxisomal membrane
Molecular function (GO): protein-macromolecule adaptor activity
Source: RefSeq, a predicted model, not a curated record